This is a messenger RNA of Helicoverpa armigera (cotton bollworm), 2421 nucleotides long. It is a transcript of the gene CPSF2, whose product is annotated as probable cleavage and polyadenylation specificity factor subunit 2. The transcript has 13 exons. Lineage: Eukaryota; Metazoa; Arthropoda; Insecta; Lepidoptera; Noctuidae. The record is from RefSeq and is a predicted model, not a curated record. Bases 173 to 2362 code for a protein of 729 amino acids. Gene Ontology annotation, biological process: mRNA 3'-end processing by stem-loop binding and cleavage. Gene Ontology annotation, cellular component: mRNA cleavage and polyadenylation specificity factor complex. Gene Ontology annotation, molecular function: RNA binding.
UUGUGUGUAUGUCAAACGCCGCGUAAACGGUUUUCUAUAUUUCUCAAGAUAUUUCAUACUAAUAUUACGCAAAAAAUACUGUAUCUACCUCCAUAUAUCCCAGUAAUUUGCACUAAAGCUAUGUCAGUGCACUAGAUACUCUGAUAAAAGCAGGAAUCCAGCCGGUUCCACGAUGACUUCUAUUAUCAAACUCCACUGUCUUUCUGGGGCUGGUGACGAGACUCCACCAUGUUACGUGUUACAAAUAGACGAAUUCAAGUUCCUCCUAGACUGUGGGUGGGACGAGAAGUUCGAUAUGGACUUUAUAAAGGAACUUAAAAGACACAUAAACACAAUAGACGCAGUACUGAUAUCCCAUUCCGACCCUAUCCACCUUGGUGCCUUACCUUACGCAGUCGGGAAACUCGGUCUCAACUGUCCGAUAUACGCCACACUACCAGUGUACAAGAUGGGACAAAUGUUCAUGUAUGAUUUGUACCAGGCUCACAGAAAUGUGUCAGAGUUCGAUCUGUUUACGUUGGACGAUGUUGAUGCAGCGUUCGAUAGGAUUGUGCAGCUGAAGUAUAAUCAGAGUGUUGAUAUGAAAGGAAAAGGUCUAGGUGUCCGCAUCACUCCGUUACCCGCUGGCCACUCCCUAGGUGGCACAGUCUGGCGUAUAGCAGCACCUGGUGAAGAAGACAUAGUAUAUGCCCCUGACUUCAACCAUAAGAAGGAAAGGCAUUUAAACGGUUGUGAAAUUGAGAGGUUAAUGAGACCGUCUCUGAUGCUGCUUGGAGCUAUGAAUGCUGAUUAUGUGCAGCAAAGAAGAAGGUUGAGGGAUGAGAAAUUGAUGACAACAAUCCUCACAACACUUCGAGGAGGAGGUUGUGUGCUGGUCUGCACGGAUACGGCAGGAAGAGUGCUGGAGCUAGCUCACAUGUUGGACCAGCUGUGGCGCAACAAGGACUCUGGCUUAGUAGCCUACUCCCUGCUGCUGCUGUCCAAUGUCAGCUAUAAUGUUGUGGAAUUUGCUAAAUCUCAGAUAGAAUGGAUGAGUGACAAACUGACCCGCGCAUUCGAAGGUGCCAGAAGCAACCCGUUCGCUCUCCGUCACCUACAGCUGUGUCACUCUGUGGGUGAGGUCAGCAGGACUCCAGGUCCCAAGGUGGUGCUCGCGUCCUUCCCUGAUCUAGAGUCAGGGUUUGCAAGGGACCUGUUUCUGUUGUGGGCUCCAAAUCCACAGAAUUCUAUUGUUUUGACUGCUAGGACAUCCCCUGGCACUCUAGCUCGUGACCUGAUAGAGAAGGGCGGUGACCGCACCAUUGAGCUGGAGAUCAGGCGAAGAGUGAGGCUCGAGGGAGCUGAACUAGCUGAGUUCAUGCAGAACCAGGUCAAGCUUAACAACACUGUCAAGGAAGAAACAGCCGGCAUAUCCUCGGACUCAGACUCGGAGGGCGAGCUAGAGAUGUGGGUGGUGACGGGCGCGCACGACAUCCCCGCGCGCGCCGACGUGCGCGCGGCGGGCUGCUUCAAGCACAACAAGCGACACCACGCCAUGUACCCCUUCCACGACGACCGGACCAGGGCUGACGACUACGGGGAGAUCAUACGGCCUGAAGACUAUAGACUUGCUGAAAUAGUGGAUGCGGAAGGAGAAAUCAGAGAUGUGCCACCAGCCCCGCCAACGAAACAAGAACCAGACGAGGAGAUGACCGAAAUCCCCAGCAAGUGUGUAUCUUCAAUACGCCAAGUGCAGAUAAAGGCGAACAUUCAAUACAUCGAGUUGGAGGGCCGCUGCGACGGCGAGUCGCUGCUGCGCGUGGUGACGCAGGCCAAGCCCAGGGCUAUUGUGGGGCUGAGAGCUAAUACUGGGGCGCUGUUGACACUUAAAAAACAUUGUGAGGCUGAAGGCAUAGAGAAGAUUUAUAUUCCCGUAGCUGGCGAUGUUAUCGAUGCUACCACGGAGUCCCACAUCUAUCAAGUGAAACUAACAGACAGCCUGAUGUCUGGGCUCGCGUGGCGCUCUGCAGGCGACACGGAGCUGGCGUGGCUGUCAGCCGUCGUCACGCCACGAGCGCAUCAGAGAGAAAACGCUACUAGCAAUGAAGAGGCCAGCUCCGACGUGGCUCUCUGCCUAGAGGCGGGCGGUCCGGCGCGGCCACAUGCGGCGUCGUUCAUCAACAGCGUGCGUCUGUCGGAGCUGCGCGCGGCGCUGGCGCGGCUCGGGCUCACCACUGAGUUCAGCGCCGGGGCGCUCGAGUGCUGUAAUGGGACUCUUGCUAUACGGAGGUUGGAGAACGGCCGCGUGGCGCUGGAAGGAGUUUUGUCAGAAGAGUAUUACAAGGUCCGAGAGUUACUGUACGAACAGUUUGCUAUAGUCUGAUGUUUAAGCUAAGGUUAUGUAAAUAUUUUAUUAUGAAGUUAAUUUUAAUAACUAAUUAU